AUGAACGGCAAUCUGCUUCUCUCCCCCGAUGCGCUACACUGCCUUAAGCGCAAGCAGCUCAUCAACCUGUGCAGACGCUUCGGCAUCAAGGCCAUUGGCAAGAACGCCGACCUCAUCGAACGCCUUCAAGAGUACGCCGCCUCGAACAUUCCCACCGACAGUCCGACCAAGGGCAACGUCCCCAUCUUGCGGCAUGUCAAGCGUCCGAGGCAGAGCGAUGAAAGUCAUGAGUCGGCUGUCGUCGACGAGACGCUCCCACAGGAGCGUUCUGCUCCGCUCUAUCCGCCACUGACACCGCGUACACGGCAGAAGAGGGUCUCGGACAUGGUGGCAGCCAUCGAAGAACAGAUGAAGGAGCAGGAAGAUCAGAUGGAUACGGACGACGAGGAUGAGGACAACGACGUCCGAGCUUCUCGCAGGAACACCAUUACGUUUCCGACGUACUCGCCCACUCCCGCUCGCCAGCCGUCGCCGCUCCUGACAGCAAGCGCCACAGAGGGAGGAGAAUCCACACAGCCGCUGCGCAUCAUCAAGGCGCUACCAAGCAUGAACCGGAUCGCAUCGCCGCUUUCGGCUAUGACCAUCUUCGAGUCAAGUCCCACGCCUACACCCGUUUCCACAUCAGCAGAAGGCGCUUCGAGCCUGUACCCGGACCUCUCGAGUUUGCCUCUUCCGCAAGGCGUCUCCAGCGAAGGUCUCGCCAGCUCUUCGACCCUUCCCUCGAUCACCUCUCGACAGUUCUCGGCAGCGGCUGCUACCGUGUUGGCCGAGAUGAACGCACGUCUGACCGCAGCAGGACGAUCGGCCGGCUCGUUGACGACCAUGUCGAGUCUAGGCAACGGCACAUGGUCGAAUCUCGCUGCAUCCGCCUCCUCGCAGGGCAUGUCUAAGAGUCGUUCCGGCAGAUACGAGAUCCGCCACGAGCGUCAAUUCAAUAAGAUGGACUCGAUCGUCAACCACUAUGCCGCUCGACGUGUGGGUGCAGGUAUCGCGGAGAAGGCCAUGGAUGCGGGCAAAAGCAGCAAUUCAGCACCGUCGAGCUCAUCAGCCGUUGCCGCGGCACCGCGACUGACAGCGAGCGCUUCCUCUCAGAGACGCACCCGCGUCGACGCUUCCACAUCCACCCGCAGUCUUGCUGCCAUGGCUCGCACCACCAACGCACGCAAGGUCCCGACCCAACGUCGCCCAUUGCCUAUCCCACCCGUCGCGCAAGCCAAGCUCCCGACCAUCGUCAGCAACCCCGCAUCGCACAUCAAAUCCUCCAAAGCACGCCAAGCCUCGACCGCAACCACCGGCACCACCACCAGCACCGACUCGCGCGGCGCAAAGCGUCUCCGUGUCGCCGUGUCCGAAGACCAAGACGCUCUUCAGAAUACCGUACUCGAGAUCCCUCCGGAAAAGAAGAGCGUCAUGAUCCGCGUCACCCGCCCCGAACGCGAAGGCAUGCCGUACAAAUUCGACGUUGCCUCCUCGUCAACAGAUGGAGCGACACGCGCAGCCUCUUCGCUGCGCAAGACGGUCAUCAAGGCAACCAAAGGCUUGAGUGGUGGCAAGACGAAUGCCAGUGCGCAAUCGCAGAAGAGGGAGGCGGCGUUUGUCAAGCAGCAGCAGCAUCAGGCGGCCGUAUCGCGCAGCAUCAGCUCGAGAGCCGUUGCCGGCGACACACCGAGCUCGACGGGGACGAGGAACAAGUUUACUGGCGUGCCCACCACUACACCGGUCGAGUCGAGGCAGGAGAUGCGCAAGCCCUCGGUAGCGGCAUCCGCGCUGAGCGGCGCUACGGAAGCGAGCAAGCAGGGGAGCAUCAGCAGCCGGUUCGGCGGGAGCAUACGGAGUAGUGUCUCCCAAGGCCUGAGUCGAGCCGACUCGGCACGUCAGGCUCGGUUGAAGGAGAUCAAAGCCAGGACCAAAGCGGCGUUGAACGGGUUUGCGAGUCAGCGCAACGUCAGUGCGUCUUCCACCAUCGCCACUAAUUCACCGCGCAAACCGAUCCCGACGAUCCACGAGACAUUCUCGUCCAGCGUCAUGCGACCUACCAUUGCGAGCCUUGGCCGGUCUGCAGGUACGACGGGGAGCAACGGCUCUGCGUCUCUCCCUAUGCUGUCCACUAUCGGUCAGCCUGUCACCCGCAGUGCAGUGACAACCCUCCAACGCGCCGCCACGCACGCCGCUGGGGUCGGUCAAAUCCUCACCCCCUCCCUCACCCCUCGCUCUUCCUCUCUGCGUCACCUCCGCCGUGUCCUCCGCAAACAGCAAAAACAGGCCGAGCUGGAACACGAUCGCGUUGCGGCGGCGGAGAACAUCGCCCCCGGUGACGUGGUCCCCUCGGUGAUCCAGCAGGGCAAGUAUUUCGACAAGGCCGAGACGAGCAUUCGAGCGGUCAACUCGAGUUUCGGGCUGAGUCGCGCGAGGACGAUGGGUGUGCGACCGGCCGGACCGAGGGAGGCGCUGACGAGCAGCCGGAUGACCACGAGCGCGCUCAAUCGCAUGUAG
Messenger RNA from Kalmanozyma brasiliensis GHG001, 2493 nucleotides. RefSeq names its product SAP domain protein. The record is from RefSeq and is a predicted model, not a curated record. The transcript has a single exon. Bases 1 to 2493 code for a protein of 830 amino acids. NCBI's taxonomy places the organism in Eukaryota, Fungi, Basidiomycota, Ustilaginomycetes, Ustilaginales.